This is a messenger RNA of Esox lucius (northern pike), 4477 nucleotides long. It is a transcript of the gene aacs, whose product is annotated as acetoacetyl-CoA synthetase. Bases 173 to 2194 code for a protein of 673 amino acids. Lineage: Eukaryota; Metazoa; Chordata; Actinopteri; Esociformes; Esocidae. Gene Ontology annotation, cellular component: cytosol. The record is from RefSeq and is a predicted model, not a curated record. Gene Ontology annotation, molecular function: acetoacetate-CoA ligase activity. Gene Ontology annotation, biological process: positive regulation of insulin secretion; lipid metabolic process. The transcript has 18 exons.
UGGGAGGGAACAUGGUUUAUCCCUGCGGGUUGUGGGAAUGAAUGACAGUCCGUUCUGGUUAGCUGUCCUUUAUUCUUACGUAUACUGUGCUUGUUGUGUUGCUACGGUAGCUAGCUAGGAUAUAAAGGAAUACGUUAAUUUUAACAGAGGACAUAACAAGGUUACAAUAACCAUGUCUAAAGACGCCGAACGGAUGAGCAAGAAGAUAAUGGAUUCGAAGGUAUUAUGGUAUCCAGACUCGAAGAAGAACACACAGAUGGACAGAUUCAGGACACAGGUGAACCGAGACUUCGGGCUUAAUCUGGCCGACUACAAUGGCCUGUACCAAUGGUCUGUGGAGAGCUACCCGGAGUUCUGGGCAGAAGUGUGGCGUUUCUGCGGAGUCGUGUGUUCCAGGAUGUAUGAGGAGGUGGUGGAUGUUUCCAAGAGGAUAUCAGAUGUUCCAGAGUGGUUCAAAGGAAGCCGUAUGAACUAUGCCGAAAACCUGCUGAAGCACAAAGACCAGGACAAAGUGGCUCUCUAUGCAGCUACGGAGGCAAAUGACGAGAUCACCAAGGUGACGUUCAGGGAGCUAAGGCGCGAUGUGGCGCUGUUUGCUGCUGCCAUGAGGAAGAUGGGCAUCAAGACAGGCGACAGAGUUGUGGGCUAUCUGCCCAAUGGGAUCCAUGCCGUGGAGGCCAUGUUAGCUGCGGCCAGCAUCGGGGCCAUCUGGUCAUCCACCUCUGUGGACUUUGGAGUCAAUGGUGUGUUGGACAGGUUCUCUCAGAUCCAGCCCAAACUGAUCUUCUCUGUGGCAGCAGUGGUUUACAACGGAAGACAGCACGACCACAUGGAGAAACUACACAGUGUGGUCAAAGGACUGCCUGACCUACAGAAGGUGGUAGUCAUUCCCUAUGUACGGAGAAGACAGGACACUGACCUUUCCAAUCUUCCUAAUAGUGUGUUUUUGGAGGACUUCCUGGCCACAGGGAGGGAGGGGGAGCAGGCCCCCCAGCUGGAGUUUGAGCAGCUGCCAUUCUCUCACCCCCUGUUCAUCAUGUACUCCUCCGGGACCACCGGAGCCCCCAAGUGUAUGGUCCAUUCUGCAGGGGGGACGCUUAUCCAGCAUCUAAAGGAGCACAUUCUCCAUGGCAACAUGACCAGCAGUGACGUCAUCAUCUACUACACCACGACGGGCUGGAUGAUGUGGAACUGGCUGGUGACGUCGCUGGCCGUGGGGGCAUCUGUGGUGCUGUACGACGGAUCGCCUCUCAUGCCCACACCGAACGUCCUCUGGGAUCUUGUGGACCAACUGGGUAUCACUAUUUUUGGGACCGGGGCGAAAUGGCUGUCUGUUUUGGAGGAGAAGGAUCUAAAGCCUGCCAACACCCACAACCUGCAGACUCUCCACACCAUCCUGUCCACUGGUUCUCCCCUGAAGCCCCAGAGCUACGACUACGUCUACAGCUGCAUCAAGAGCAACGUGCUGCUGGGAUCCAUCUCGGGGGGGACCGACAUCGUGUCUUGCUUCAUGGGCCAGAACGUGACGGUGCCUGUUUCCAGGGGGGAGAUCCAGGCCCGGAACCUCGGCAUGGCCGUGGAAGCCUGGAGCUGUGAUGGAAAGCCUGUGUGGGGGGAGAGUGGAGAGCUGGUCUGUCUGAAGCCAAUUCCCUGUCAACCCACCCACUUCUGGAAUGACGAGAAUGGAAGCAAGUACCACAAGGCUUACUUCUCCUCCUUCCCAGGUGUCUGGGCACAUGGUGAUUACUGCCAGAUAAACCCACAGACGGGGGGAAUAGUGAUGCUAGGCAGAAGUGAUGGAACUUUAAACCCCAACGGAGUGCGCUUUGGGAGCUCUGAGAUCUACAACAUUGUGGAGGCUUUUGAAGAGGUGUCUGACAGCCUCUGCGUUCCCCAGUACAAUGGGGAUGGGGAGGAAAGAGUCAUUCUGUUCCUCAAGAUGGCACCCAACCAGUCCUUCAGCUCAGAGCUGGUGCAGAAAAUCCGUGGGGCCAUCAGGAAAGCCCUCUCGGCUCGCCACGUCCCGGCACUUCUACUAGAGACCAAAGACAUUCCGUACACUCUCAGUGGUAAGAAAGUGGAGGUGGCGGUGAAGCAGGUGAUUGCAGGGAGGGAAGUGAGCCAGCGAGGGGCUUUCUCCAACCCUGACUCCUUGGACCUUUACAAGAACCUGCCGGAGCUUCAGAACUUUUGAGUACAUCCACAGGACACGACAGGGGAGAAGGAACAGAACUGCAGCGUUUCCCCCGAGACUCUUAAACUGUUGUACACUGAAGAGAGGAGGAGCUUGGUGUUUCGGGUUGCCGGUUACUGGAUGUUGUCCCUGGCUUCUCCCCCACCUUUACUGACCUCACAUGGCCAUUGGCUCCGUCUGGGUUUAAAGUAGAUUAGAAAUAAUAUAGAAUCCAUAAAAAUACAACAUUCUUAAUUGACAUCUUUCCUAUUGCCCUUUCAGGAAAUGCCUUUGUUUUGACUAGUGUGAAUGUAGGCACAUCCUCAUACUGGGACUGGAGAUGUUCCUGUCAUGUGGUAGUAGUCUCUUUCAUCCUGUCAGGCUUGUACGCUGUGGCUUAGCUCAUUACGAUGAAGCCUAUGAGGUGAGCCAGACGGCACCUGCCUUUAGGGCCCAGUUUUCAAAGAAACAUUGCCUUUUUCCACUUCUGUUGACAUGAAGGAAUGUGGGGUUGAAACUGUAUCAUUCUGAACUUUGACACUGAGUGCAGAAAUAUUUAUCUAAAUUUAAAUUCCUUGGGUACUUUUUUGUUAAACAUAUCCAGCUAGUCAAUCCUUAAAACCAAGCUAAAACAGUCCCCCGUCAUAUUCCUUUUAACACCAAUUCUCACACGCACGCACGCACAAACACGUCAUUAUGUUUGUUGCCGAGAGUGUCCAGUUUCUGUUUUCUUGCCCGUGUUCUUCGCAGCGCCUCAGUGGGUGGAAGAGAGACCCUCUUCGCCGACAAAGCUACUGGGCAACAACACAGCAGACUAUCAAGCCCCAUUGCGUUUUUAUCACAAUUUCAUGUUAUUGUGGAAGUCAUGUAAUGUGAAAAGGCUGGCAUUAUAAUCAUUAGUUUUCCUCAUGGACACUAUAAUACUGUAGUCUUUGGCACUGAGAUGCCAACUUAUUAUUCUUGUUUUGUGUGGGCGCUUGUGGGCGCUUGCGUGCGUGCAUAUACAUCAGUCUUCAGGGCCUCCUUGUGAUGAACCAUGAAAUCACCUCAGUCGACCGAACACACGAGAGCCGGGACUCAACCGUGCAAUGCGGCUCACGUCCAGGAGGUCCGAUCAAACCUCCCCCGGACACACCAGGUGUCCCCCCAAUGGUCAAAUGCACCAGCAGGUGAAUAGGGUACCAUUUGGGGAGGAGUCCCUGGUCUAAUUUCAACCAAUCACAGGAGGGGAGACGCGUCUCUCUAGCGAUAUCUCUAAUCUAUCCGGACCAGAGAGACCAUUGAGAGCGCUUAGUGCUACGCAGGCUAAUUGCCUCCCUCAUAGUGCAGUAGCCCAGGGUUAGGGUUGGGGCUAACCCUAACCCGUAGUCUGGACUGAAGCCGUCUGCUAACCUGUUGUUUGGAGGCUUCUGCACUGAAUUCAUUAAUGUCUUCUGCACCCCGGCUUUGGAGCUCCGGACUUAAAUGCGCGCGUACACUACGGUCGACAAAGACAGCCAUAGGGACGGCCUCCGUGAGGUCUUCGCUUUUCCUCCAAACCUACCCUCUUGACUUUAGUUACGCGCCGUUGUGCGCUCUCACUCGCCGUCGCGGCUAUGGCCUGCAGUCUAAACUGUCCAAGGUGAUUGAAGACACCUUUCGUCUUCAGUUUUCCUUGCUCUUUGGUCCCCGCGGUCUGUGCCCCCAGAAAUAGUGGGUUGUUCGCCUGAUCAAAGGGAGGUCGGAUCAGACCGGUGAAAGGGGGGUGGGAAGCGUAGAUUCAGGGGUCAACUGUGCACUAGGGUCACCUGCAUAGGAAGGUUCAAUUCAUUCAUUCUUGUCUGUGUUCUAAACGACAUCCUUGCACCCUUCAUAGUGAAGGGUACAACGUGCCAUUUGGGAUACAUGCUCUGUAAAGAUUCACAUUCCUAAAACCGUUUAAUUUUAUCUCCUACUGUUUCAUCAUUUUUCUUGUACAAGACCAUCCAGGGGAAAAUAAUUAUGUAUGCUGAUUGGAAUGUGUUCAGUUCAUUAUAUCAAGUUUGUUUUUGGUUUUUAAAAUUUUAAGGUAUUGCCUUUAAUUUAAUGCUGUGUUUGUGCUUCAACAUUAUUUUAUUGCUCUUUGUGAUGAAUGUGGAGCUGACUGUGAUGUUACAGUAUAUAUAUAAAAAAAAUCUCUAUAUAUAUAUAAAUAUGUUGGUAUGUAUUAAUAUUUAACAUGUUUUCAUCCUGUGGACUAUUGCAUAGUUCCUGUAACAAAUACAUUGACCAUACCUGUUCUAAUCCCUCUUGGUGAUAUGAAUAAAUAGAAUUUCUGUAACAGCU